This is a messenger RNA of Marasmius oreades (fairy-ring Marasmius), 180 nucleotides long. RefSeq lists its product as uncharacterized. The record is from RefSeq and is a predicted model, not a curated record. The annotation marks the transcript as partial. The transcript has a single exon. NCBI's taxonomy places the organism in Eukaryota, Fungi, Basidiomycota, Agaricomycetes, Agaricales, Marasmiaceae.
AUGGUGGAGGCAGAGACGAAUGCGGAUGCCAUCGCUUGCGCUUCUUUACCUUCGACCACCACCGUCGUUGACUCGGUGAUCAACACUGCCAGCAACGAUCUAUAUACGACAGCUCAAUGCGAUUUCUUCGAAGGUAGCAGGGUGUCGAGAUGGUGGUUACUGCUGUAUAACUGGAUCCUC